GAUCUAAUUAAGUUUUCAUGAUUUCUUUUUUGAUUCGCGUUUUUCAACAAAAAUAAUGUUUUUGUUUGGGAAAAGAAUUUCCAAUCGAUAAUGUCCGGACAAUUCAGCUAUUCACGUUGGGACCCAAUAUUGAUUUCUACCCAGAUUGUGGCCAUACAAACAACAUUUUAUCUAAGUCUUGGAUUCAUUCUAUUCUGGAUUGCACAUCUAUUCGGUUAUUAUGCCACAUUGGAUCAGAUAUUCAAUUCGCAGAUUGUCAGCUUUAAAACAUCACUUGGUCUAGUCAUAACAAUUUCAUUCAUUUCAAACUCUUUUUUCGGGGCAUUGAUCUUGCAUUUUAUCGUGCGACGAGCAAAAAAAUGUCUGGAUUUUACACUCACUUUAUUCAUAAUUCAUUUAAUAUUGGUUCGAUUUUACAUGGGACAUGUACCAACAACAUUUUCCUGGUGGCUUUUAAACAUAAUCUGUAUAACAAUCAUGUGUAUAACGGGCGAAUAUAUUUGUCUUAAAUCAGAAUUGAAAGCUAUUCCUUUGUUGGUUUCCAACAAAGUCAAUUCAUUGUGAUCUGGGUUAUUAUAAAACUUGUUACAAAAAA
Dermatophagoides pteronyssinus (European house dust mite) is the source of this 595-nucleotide messenger RNA. It is a transcript of the gene Sys1, whose product is annotated as Sys1 golgi trafficking protein. The record is from RefSeq and is a predicted model, not a curated record. Gene Ontology annotation, biological process: Golgi to plasma membrane protein transport; Golgi to endosome transport; protein localization to Golgi apparatus. NCBI's taxonomy places the organism in Eukaryota, Metazoa, Arthropoda, Arachnida, Sarcoptiformes, Pyroglyphidae. Gene Ontology annotation, cellular component: trans-Golgi network; Golgi membrane.